Messenger RNA from Rhinichthys klamathensis goyatoka, 1765 nucleotides. RefSeq names its product spermatogenesis associated 7 (gene spata7). Gene Ontology annotation, cellular component: ciliary basal body; axoneme; photoreceptor distal connecting cilium. Lineage: Eukaryota; Metazoa; Chordata; Actinopteri; Cypriniformes; Leuciscidae. The record is from RefSeq and is a predicted model, not a curated record. Gene Ontology annotation, biological process: microtubule cytoskeleton organization; protein localization to photoreceptor outer segment; protein localization to photoreceptor connecting cilium.
GGCGUCAGGCGCGCGCAUAGCAACCAACAUGGCGACGGUGAAGCUUCACGGUAGCGAGGACAGAUUAGCUGGCAGCUAACAGCUAGCAAAACAGCUGUGAAAGAUGAUAACUGUGAAAAUAAGUGUAUGGAGUAUUUUUGAUAUGUCUGUAUUACCUCAUGCGUUUAUAUGAACGUUUAACGUGAUGAUUUCUGGUGAAACACGAGUAUUUUGAGUAUGAGACUCCAGCCAGAGUUUUUCAUCAUGGACACUAAACCAGGGUUCUGUUUUGGUUCAUCUGGCAAACUGAUGGAUCAGUACAUGAUUAAAGACCACAUGGUUUCACAUUACAGAAAGCUGUAUUCAGCCAAAGCUGCUGUGGACUGUUCAGUGCCUAAAAGCUUGCAUAGCAAUCUCAAAUAUGUUGAUCAAAAGCGGCGUGAGCAGUUAAGGAAAGACACUCGAAGCCAGUCGAGAAGAUCUGAUUCCCAGAGGAGCACUAGGAUAAACUCAAGAACCUCCUGCUCUUCUAAGAAUAGCAGACCGUCCGUUCAGGGUGGCGAUGGUGCCUAUCAUUACCUGGACCAAUCGCUGAUGUCAUCGCCCAGGAUCAGCACCUCGUUUCAUUCCAAACAAAUUGUAUAUCCAUCCCAAACAUCUGGAACCCCUGCGAACCACUUCCGAUCUGCCUCCGAGUUGAGUUCCCGAAGCCCAAACCCUCAAUGGCAGGACGCAGGCCCGUCCUGUGCCACGUCUGCCAGUCAGAGAGGGUUUAAAAGCUUUCAGGAUCCACCCACACAGAAGACCUACAGCGGUGACGUACUGCUGAAGCACACUCACCGCUUCACUCCGGAGAAACCCUUCACUCCGAGAACGCUGAAAUCACACCACCAGUCCACACUGUUACAGUAUCGAUAUUACACCCCUCCACGGAGGAAAGUGGAAGAGGAGAAGCCGUCCUCUAUUAUUGCACAGGAGACGCGCCAACGGAGCACACGGUCCAAACAAGGCUUUUCUCCACAGCUCGAGUCGCUUCAGGCAAGUCUGAGGAAACUUGUGGGACGUUUGCUUUUUUUUGUCCUUUUGCAGACAUUUGCUCUUGAUCACGAGUGGUCGGAUGAAGAAUCAUUUAGACAUCAUGGCAAGACAAACAGGUUUAAGGACAGUGAUUUUCUUCUCUCGUCUUCCAGGGUUUCACCAGAAGGCAUGAGAUCCCCCAUAAUGAGAAAAGUUUCUGCAGAGGAGGAAGAAUUGAUGUACCUGGAGUUCAUUACAGACGUGACGAAUGACAUCCUAGCUCAGGGCCUUUACUCUGACAGGGUACUGAAGAGACUGUUUGAACGGCACAUUGAUAUGAACAGGCAUCGAUUAGAUGAGAACAAAAUGCGGCACCUUCUAGACAAUCUGCAGAUGGACCUGCAAAGUCCUCCUGCUGCCUCCAUCCCGAUGUCUCUGGGCGCAGAAGAAAAGCGUCUGCCUUCAGAUGAUGUUGAUUAUCUUCUUCAUGACGUGUUUAACGAGGACCGAGGACAGAUCGAGGACAUCAGCUCUGCUGUAGCGUCCACACCUGUAGACCACAGCCUGGACGAGGAGUUCCUGAGUGAUAAUGUACAUCUCCCCUGUGCUGGGGAAAAUCCCAGGAACGAAGUGUUAGAACAGGUCGAUGAACUUGGGAAAAUCAUGGCGGAGUCGUUAAGUGUGUCAGAGACUCAACGGGAAGUGUUCGAACCGGAGCAAACGAGAGGCGACGUCAGUGAUGAUGAGUUCUAAUUCAGUGUAAACAUCU